AUGGCGGCGGCUGCGGUGCUGCCAGCACCCACGCAGUUCAAAGCGGCUCGAGCCGUGGUGGCAGUAAUGGAGGCGUACCGCGACGCGCGCGUGCAGUUCGUCACGAAAGUCGGCGAACUCGCGGUUUCGCCUCAGAACGCGGAGGCGCUGCUGUCGCUCGGCGCGCUGCAGCUGCUGCUGCCGCUCGCGCAGGAUAGCAUGGCGUCCGUGCGAUCCGCUGCGACGCUGUCGCUGGGUCGCCUGGCGAAUGUGUCGCACACGUGGUCGCACCACCUCGUGCAGCGCAACGUGCUGCCGUCGCUCUGCAAGGCGCUCACGUCAGUCCUGCCUUUAAGUGCUUGA
This is a messenger RNA of Closterium sp. Naga37s-1, 342 nucleotides long. NCBI's taxonomy places the organism in Eukaryota, Viridiplantae, Streptophyta, Zygnematophyceae, Desmidiales, Closteriaceae. The record is from the annotation of a GenBank genome assembly.